UGGAGUCUGGCUGAGUUCCGGACGCAAGGCGGCCACUGGAGGAGAGCGCGGUGCGGCGCUUGCAGGCUUUGAAGUCGUAGCCGCAAUGUUCCGGAUCGAGGGCCUCGCACCGAAGCUGGACCCGGAGGAGAUGAAGCGGAAGAUGCGCGAGGACGUGAUCACCUCCAUUCGGAACUUCAUCAUCUACGUGGCCCUGCUGCGAGUCACUCCAUAUGUCUUAAAGAAAUUGGACAGCAUAUGAGGAUUGGGAGUCGGCGUGUGGCGUGAAGAGCCUGGUGGUGGUUUCUCUUCCUGUCUGCUGAUGAAUUGGCCCAGAAGGGUGUAAGACUGAUUAAAUGGACAUGAAAACUUGUUAAGAACAAGUUGGGAGCUGACCUUCAUAGCUGAAAUAUAAAACUAUUUGGGAAGUGCAAAAAGAUGUCUUGUGGUCAUGGUGUGCCCUUAAGCCUGUGAUAACACACCUCUGUGAGUGUUGAUGGAAUUGUAAGUAAUCUCAAAUUCUAAGGGGCUUAAGUCUGAAAUGGUACUGUCUUGGCAGUCAUUUCUGUUUACAACUUGUGUUCAAAGUGUAUUUGUGAAGAGUCUGUUUGAUGGAAGUCAACAUACACCACAAUGACAUUUAAGCACAAGACCAUCAGUCUAUAUUUUUAAUAAACAUUCUGAUGAAGAAA
This is a messenger RNA of Psammomys obesus (fat sand rat), 671 nucleotides long. RefSeq names its product translocase of outer mitochondrial membrane 5 (gene Tomm5). The record is from RefSeq and is a predicted model, not a curated record. Gene Ontology annotation, cellular component: mitochondrial outer membrane translocase complex. Bases 86 to 241 code for a protein of 51 amino acids. Lineage: Eukaryota; Metazoa; Chordata; Mammalia; Rodentia; Muridae. The transcript is spliced from 2 exons.